This is a messenger RNA of Pocillopora meandrina, 4953 nucleotides long. Lineage: Eukaryota; Metazoa; Cnidaria; Anthozoa; Scleractinia; Pocilloporidae. The record is from the annotation of a GenBank genome assembly.
GAAUUUCAAAGAUGGCGUCUUUCGAGAAGGCUAAGAAGUCUUAUCAGAAGUUUCAUAAAGAAAGGGGACAGGUACGAUCGAAAUCUCUCCAUAGAUGCAGCUCCAAGUAGUGAAAAUUGAUAUAAGUCAAAGAAAUUUGUUGAAUUCAUGUAAAUGGCGAGAUCAGUUCAAGACAAAUUCAUCAAACAAAAGCAAUCACAUAUCGUCUGUAAGCUUUAACACAUGUACUUAGACUCCAUUGAUUCUGUUUUAAAUAAUUGUUUGGCAGUUCCUGAAUUCUCAACACGCACCAGAGGUUUUUAGAUUUUAGCUGUGACAGGGAAGCAAAUUAAAAAAUUAAUCUUUCCAAAUUUGAUUUCAAAUUACCAGUACCAUUUAAUUGUUCGCUGGAAAAGCGCUAGCUAAGAGUGGUUGAAUUUUUAUCUUUACAAAAGAGUCAACCCUUCUGUAAUAGAAUACAAUUUGGGAAUUAACUCUCAGAUUAUAGAAUUUAAAUAAUUAAACAACUUCGUCACAAAACACUCGCAAACUUAAAAUUUAUAUUUUCAAAAUUAUUUUUCAGUUGAAAAGCAGAAAGAAGUAUGGUCUUCUUGAAAAGCAUAAAGAUUAUGUCUUGCGUGCAAGGUGAGGGUCGCCCACAGAUGUAUUUAACAGACUUGCUCGAGCUACCAUUGAAUUUGAGUGCUCAUGCUUCGUUUCUGUAGCAUUAAAGAGCCAGGAGGCCGAGGGUGGCUACUGUAAUGACAAGACAAGACAAACGAUGCUCUUUCUUAAUGUAACUUACUUGCUCAAGAUGCCAAGAAAGCAAGGCAGGCAGAGCUUGAACUGGUACCUCUUAUUGUAGCGUCCAGUAUGCCAAAUUGUAUCUCACACAAAUUCUCUUCAUAGCAGGGUAUCUUAUUUACCCACAUACUAACCAGAAGUCAGGAUGUUAUUUUGAUUAUCAUUAUUUUUAUUUUUUACAGAGACUAUCACAAAAAGCAAGAUCAUCUCAAACUUCUGAGAGAGAAAGUGAGUUUAUUUUUCAUUGUGGUGAUACCAUUUGUAUUUGUGACCUAUUGGUAUCAAAUGUUAUUUCAAUGGAGAAAGUCAUUUGUCAUAAAAAUAACACUUUGCAAAAUAGUAAUUUCAAAUUGAAAGUGCCACUUAGAUAUAUAAUUUUUCUUUCACUGCUGUCAGGCAUUAAACAAGAAUCCAGAUGAAUUUUACUUCAAGAUGAUCAGCAGCAAAACCAAGGUAAGGAAACUUAUAUUUUUCUGCUGUUUCAUUUUGACUUUGUUACAGUGCAGCUACUGUUAUCAGAGUCAUUUUCGCAAAAGUCACUAAACUGUUGACAGGAAAGGAGUGGCAGCUUCCAUCUGAAUCUUUUUUGUCAUAUUUGGUCUGGUUUUUAAUUGACCCUGGUAACAGUGGCAAGACUGUUAACCCUAUCACUACUUGUGAAAUUUUAAGUAUCAAUUAUUGUCUCUGUCAGUCCCAGAUUUUGUAUGAUUUUAGCCCUGAGAAUUUAAUAUGAAAUCAAAUUGAAUCAUAUCAUGUAUUCUACUCAUUACCUCUUUCGUUUGAAUGAUACAUGGAGGAAUAAUGCAUGGGGUAAAGGAAGUGAUUAUCUUGUAACUUCUCCCUAUAGAUCAAUCUACAAGGAAAUGUGUAGUAGCUAGAGGGGAGAAUUAACAAUCAGAUCUUGGGAGUUAAAGGGUUAAGGAGCUGGUUGUGAAAUAAUGCUAAUGUUAAACCUUUUACGCCGCCACUGAUACUGCCAGCAUGUAUAUUUUCCACAUUGUUCUCCUUAGUCCCAGACAAGUAGAAUUUAUUAAACAAUCAAGAUCUUCUUUAGUUGGUGGUUUUUUUAAUUCUUGUGAGCUUAGGGAUCAUUGGGUUAACAAUAAAUGGUUCUGAACUGUAGGAUGGAAUCCACCAUGCAAAGAGAGGAAAGACACACACUGCUAAGGCUCUGAAGCACAUGAAAACACAGGACCUGAACUAUGUUAGUUCUAAAAGAUCCAUGGAAGCAAAGGUAAAUGAAUACAAAACUUGAUGCAAGUGGUUAAAAUAUUUCACAUGGUGAACAGAGUCAGUCUAAGGCAGGUUUCAGUCUCCAAGACUGGCUGGCCUAAGUUAGUGUCUGAAUAAAGAGGCAGUGUGGAUGAGUGGUUAGGGACUGGUAUUGUAAUCUAGUGGUCCUGGGUUCAAGCCCCCACCCCAGCCACUCACUGUAUUUGUUUACUCUUGCUCUGAAUUCAGUCUGUUGGUUACACUUUGUAUACAACCAAUUUCUAAUCUGUUGUUAUUGGCCCUGAAAAGUCUCAUUUGGGUAGUGAUCAAUUAGGUCUACAUACAUGUACAAACAAUGAAUGACUGAGGUAAAUUCUCUGGUACACAUGUCCAGUGAACUGUGCAUGAUUGUGAGCAUAUUUUCAUGGAGCCUGCCUGACAAUCGCAAUGCUCUCAAACAGAUAUUACUCUCUUUAACCAGAAAAUAGAAAAACUUCAAGCUAGUCUUCAUUUGUUGGAAGAUGACUGUGAAUGUCCUGUGAAUCAGCAUGUAGUUUUUGUGGAUAGUGAAAAAGAAGGUAUGAAAUACAUCUAGGCAUUACAUAUUAGAGGGAGUAGGGAGCAGAGAUAGCCCAGUGGUGAGAGCAGUGGUGGUAAGCAUGUGGUGAGAGCAUUUGUUUCCCACCACUGUGGUGCAGGUUCAAUGCAGGACCUGGCAUCACAUGUGGCUUGGUUCUCCUCCUUACUCAAAGGGUUUUUCUCCAGGUCCUCCAGUUUCUCUCCCUCAAUCCAAAUUAACCUGGAACAGUGGACAGGAAGAGCCACCUAGUGGAAUGUUCACUGCUGAAUCAUUAUUAUUGUUACUAUUAAUAUUAUUAUUAUAUACAUGCAUUUUAUGAACCUUCAUCCAAAAUGGCAAUUUUGUGCCUUAGUCCUCUUAGCCUCAAGUACAUCUUGAAAAUUGUGUUAAUUUUUUGCUAUGAAAACGUCAAAACGUUGCACUCCACAUCUGAAGUGACCACAUUGUGAAACAAACAAUUAUAUUUCUCCCUCAAAGAAAUAGUGUUUUUUUCACGUGUGAGCAUAACAUAUCAUUUUCACUUGCGAAGAUAUCAUGUUUUCAGGCAAAAGUUCAUAUGGUAUUUCAUUGAUGUUUAUAUAAAAAACCGUAUUUAAAUCUGAAGUUAGCCCAGAAUUAAAUUUUUCUUUACACACGUAAACAGCUGGACAAAUGUCCUGCCAUCCAUGGAGUUGACCGUACAAAACCUUUAUUUGACUGGUCAUGGUCCGUCGACUGGCCGUUAUUUUGAGCCCUGGAUUGUUUGUAAUUUCAACAAUUCUUUUAUUUUUGUUCAUUAGCUCAGUCUUUUGAUGCUGCUGCACAUUUUGAUACUGUACCAGAACUUGUGUCAAGAACAUACAACAGGCCCAGAAAGGAAACACUAAAAAGACAUCUCGUGCAGACUCCAGAUGACCACACUGUUAAGGUACAUGAAAAGUGAUUUUUUGCUUUUUUUUUGGAAGGGGAUAGGGAUUUGAUAGUACUAUCUAAGAAAUGUGUAUGAAUUUCAUUAUUCUUUCUUGAAGCUGUUGAUGAAAAUGGGUCAGACUCAAGGUUGGGGUGCGGCCUUUCCCUUCAUCUAGGCACUUCUGAAAGCCGCAAAACUUUAGAACGCAAAUUUACCUUCGAAAUCGGCAUUCUUAAUCCCCAUGUUAUCAACGAACGCUUCUCAUUCAACUUAUUUGAAUGUGCUCUUGUGUUUUUCACAUUACCAUGUUAUCACCAAUAGCUUAACUCCAUCUCUCUGUAGAUUAACCACACACAACCCAAAAUUCUUCAAUUUGCUCUGACGAAGGGCUAACGCUCGAAAACUCAGUUUUGGAGCUUUUUUAGAUUCUCUUUACAUUAUCAACUCAAUUGAUAAAAUUUACAUUAUCUUUAACUCAGUUGAUAAAACCUCUGUUUAAUUUUUAGUGCCUUUCCUUAUCCCCGUAGUUUAGUCACAGAACGAAAAUAACCCCACCCAACCCUUAUGGGUAUGGAAUGGGUAUGGACCUAAGCUACCCUUACUGAAGUUAUGUUGUCUGCUUUGAUCCUUCUGUUUUAUCAUGUUAAGUAUGUAAAAUGACCUGUUUUUUUUUUUCGCAGAGACUUGAAAAACAAAGGCAUCGUUGUUAUGAAGAGUUAAGAGAGCGAAUUGAACGGGAGAAGAAAUUGCAAAAGGUCACUGAGGAACUGGAGCUUCAGAAGCACCUUAUGGUAUGAGAUACCACGAAAAAAACAUUCUUUUUAGGAAAGCUUCCAAACUGAAACAUCUUCGAACAUUUAGUUUUGAGAACAGUAGUAGAGAACUGAUAGCCCAGGGCUCAUUUCAAGCGCAGAUACCUCAUAAGUAAACAAUGAAGUUCAUUGUCAUGUUACUUAACACAACUCUUUGAUUUGAAGUUAAUGUAGUUAAAUGUAGUGAUGAGAUUACAAUGAGUAAAAGCUGCAAACUCUUACUCACACCGAACUGGUGUGACGCGCAAAUGGCGCGCGCGCGCGCUCUGAGAUUUUUUAAAUUUGAAAACACAUGAUGAGCAAUUCUUACGCGUGCGAUUUUCGCGUUUUUUUUUUCGGAGUCGCGUUUUAUGAGAUUUAUUCGCUUUGGAGUUGAGAGUUUCCGUUUGGUGGUGGUCGCCUAUUUUCCGAAGAUAAUUUUGCGUAAUCGCUUUCGAACAAUUAGAGUAGCCUUCCACUGGAGCAUUGAUCUUUACCAUUUUAUACGUGUUGCUUUGAAAUUAACAGUUUUAUGUUCUGACAAAGAUCAUGUGCUUGUUUUCAGGGCAAAGGCAGACGAGUGAAAAUACAGAAAGAUGAAAAAUCUACACCAGUUUACAGAUGGAAGAGAGAAAGAAAAAGAUAGCACGAAUUCUUGACUCAUUGUAGUUGCUAAAUAAAGAAUCUUUGUUACAUGA